Messenger RNA from Colletotrichum lupini, 2700 nucleotides. RefSeq names its product serine endopeptidase. The record is from RefSeq and is a predicted model, not a curated record. NCBI's taxonomy places the organism in Eukaryota, Fungi, Ascomycota, Sordariomycetes, Glomerellales, Glomerellaceae. Gene Ontology annotation, biological process: proteolysis. Gene Ontology annotation, cellular component: membrane; cytosol; cell wall. The transcript is spliced from 5 exons. Bases 1 to 2700 code for a protein of 899 amino acids. Gene Ontology annotation, molecular function: serine-type endopeptidase activity; tripeptidyl-peptidase activity.
AUGCGCCGAGCUGAUGACAACGCCCCCGAGACCGCGGCAAACAAGUCGACAGUUGAGCCCAAACGCUUCAUCGUCGAGUUCGACAAGGGCGCCGACGCAUCCGCCCUAGCCGCCGACAUCGCCAAUCAGCGCGGCGCAAAGGUCCUUCGCGUCUUCACCAGUGACAUCUUCACCGGUGCCGCCGUCGAGACGGACGUGGAGAACAUUGACUCUCUGCAAGCGCUCGAGCCCGUCAAAGUGGCGUGGCAGUCCCGCAAGUUGAAGCUUGCGCCCAGCACGCCGCUUGCGUCGUUCGUGGAGAAUGCUACUGCUAUCGACUAUGAUAUUCACCACAUGACUGGCGUCGAUAAGUUGCAUGAGGCUGGUGUGUUAGGGAAGGGAGCUAAGGUUGCUGUUGUUGAUACUGGGAUUUGGUAUACUCAUGAAGCGCUCGGUGGUGGAUUUGGUGAGGGCUUCAAGGUUGCUGGUGGUUAUGACUUUGUUGGUGAUGGAUCUUGGCCGAACGAGGGUCAAGUAAAGAACCCCGAUGCCGACCCCUUGGACCAGCAAGGCCACGGAACCCACGUCGCCGGCAUCAUCGCCGGUAACAGCAGCAUCCUCACCGGCGUCGCCCCAGCAGCAACCCUCUACGCCUACAAAGUCUUCGGCACAGUAGACGGCACCGACGAAGACACCCUCAUCGAGGCCUUCCUCGCAGCCUACGAAGCCGGCGUGGACAUCAUCACCUCCUCCAUCGGCGGCAUCAGCGGCUUCACAGACAACGCCUGGGCCGUCGUGGCCACGCGCCUCGUAGACCAGGGCGUCGUCGUCACUAUCUCCGCCGGCAACGACGGGCAAGCCGGCGCCUAUGCGGCCAGCAGCGGCUCCUCGGGCGAGCACGUCGUCGCCGUGGCAUCCGUCGAGGCUGACGUGCUCGCUUCCUCGUCGUUCCGGGGUGUUUUCUCCCUCGGCGGCGAGACGAAUGAGACGAGGGUUGCGUAUCGUGCUGUCGAAGAUUGGUACCCUUCUGAGGUGAAGGAUUGGCCCAUCGUGCCCCUGAGCCUCAACUCGAGUACCGCAGAUGAGGCGUGCAACCCUCUCCCCGCGGGAACUACCCCGGACCUGACGGGAGUCGUGGCCCUCGUCCGCCGGGGAGGCUGCAACUUUGAUCAGAAGCAGCGUAACCUAGCCCCCUUCAACGCCUCGCAUAUUCUCUUCUACAGCAACGAGAUGCCGCUCGUGCGCCCAACAACGGAAGACACCUCAAGCCUCAUUGCAAUGGUUGACGCGCGCGUCGGUGCCGCCAUCAUCGGCACCGUCCGCGCGGGCGGCAAGGUGACGGCAGACUUCACCGAACGUCCCAUCUUCCACAUCGUCGGCAUCAACAACGAAGAGAACGGCGGUGUCGCAAGCUCCUUCACUUCCAUCGGCGCCACGAAUGACCUCUUCAUCAAGCCUGAUGUCGCAGCUCCCGGUGGCCAGAUCUUGAGUUCCUAUGUUGGCGGGGGGUAUGCUAUCCUCAGCGGCACGUCCAUGAGCUGUCCUUACGUCGCCGGUGUUGCAGCUCUCUGGGCGGGUAAAUUCGGAGGACGCAGCGUUCACGGGCCCGAAUGGGCAAAGAACCUAGCCAUGCGUCUCAUUUCCUCCGGCGAGGCGAUCAAAUGGGACGACGGUCAGCUCAACAACAACCCAUACGACUUCCUCGCGCCCGUAGCGCAGGUCGGAACGGGUCUCAUCAACGCCACCAAAGUCCUUGAGUACGGUACCGCCCUCUCCUUUGCCAAAUUCGCCCUCAACGACACGCACCACUUUAGCCGGUACCACGCCGUGGACAUCACCAACGCCGGCGCCGAGCCCGUGACGUACAACUUUGAGCAGCAGGAGUUUGGCGGCAUGAACACCGUCAACCUUGACCCGACUGCGUGGGGAACGCCCAAGAUUGCGUGGUUCGAGGAGGUCAUGUCCGCGCCUCAGAAGAUGACGCCGUCAAUAUCCUUCCCCCGCCCCCUGACUGUCCAGCCGGGAGAGACGAAGACUGCUCAGUUCGGCUUCAACUACCCCGACGCCGCAGCUCAGGGCCUUGAUGCGGCUAAGCUGCCCCUUUACAGCGGAAAGGUCCUCAUAAAGGGGAAUAACGGUGAAACGCUCGGUGUGCCAUACCUGGGUCUGGCUGCGGACCUUCACAAGGACGUGGGCAUCAUGUUCCAGUAUCCGACGGGUUUCCCGCGCAUCACGUCUACCCGUAGCGACAUCCCUAUUGCUCAGAAAGCCAACUUCACGUUCAACCUUGACCCUGCGGUCCAGGACUUCCCGAACCUGUACGCCCGCAUUCAGUACGCUACCCGUGAGCUGCGGUGGGACAUCUUCGAUGCCUCCUGGGUGGAGAGAGACUGGAAGUACCCUCCCGUCGUUGGCCAGGCUGGCUUCGUGGGCGCGGCGACGAGCUGGGCGAAGGCCUCGGGGAAGACGUUUAUCGAUCCUAGUGUGGAUGACCCGAACGAUAUCAUCACGCUGCCCAUGCGUGACGUGCCAAGAGACAUCGUCGGUGUGUACGGUGUUGAGUUGUGGUGGCUGGGUCGUCUGGCGAAUGGUACGCAGAUCGCGCCUGGCAAGUAUAAGAUGCGAUUCGCUGCUUUGGUUCCGUUUGGGAACCCUGAGGCUUCAGAUAAUUGGGAUGUCUACGAGACUCCAGCCUUUGAAGUCUUGCCUCUGUCAGUUUGA